CCGAUUCAUGCCUAUCUUCCAAUCCCACCGCUUACUCUUAUUCACGCAAUCGUUGUUUCACAUAACUCUUUGUUGAUCACAGGCUAUCUGACACACAACAAAGGCAAGCUAAACCUAGCAACAUCCAUCUUUUUCAAUCAAUUACUCCUAUUUGGACCACUUUCUGUCAUCGCUGCAAUGCUUGGCGAACCAUGUCCGCUCCUUAUCGCGCCUGAAUUCAUCUACAUCUAUGCUGGUGUGCAUAUCUUCAACGUAUUGAGCGGACUAGGCUCAGCCUUGAUUGGGAUAAGUCAAACAGGCGGAGCAGGUUUCUUGCUAGAUACACUAUUUGUUGCAGUGGAUGCAUUCGCUCGUGUGGACGGUAUUGCAGUUUUGGGAGUAGAAGUUGUUCGUAACCAUGCCAAUCCAAUCGUUUCAGGUUCACCUUUUGCUGCGUUGUUGAUCGGAACAGGUGUGGGUGUUGGAAGCUUGUUGAUGUUGGGCUUGAUCUCGUUCGAAUCGACUGAAUGGAAUUUACGCACGCCGCUUUGGCUCAAAACACCUUCUUUGCUCGUUGGUCCGGAUUAUAUCAGCUCAUUCUUGGCAACUUUGGCAUAUUACGUCUUGACUUCU
Meira miltonrushii is the source of this 612-nucleotide messenger RNA. RefSeq lists its product as uncharacterized. The annotation marks the transcript as partial. The transcript has a single exon. Lineage: Eukaryota; Fungi; Basidiomycota; Exobasidiomycetes; Exobasidiales; Brachybasidiaceae. The record is from RefSeq and is a predicted model, not a curated record.